UGAUUUUUAAUUUAUUCAUUUCCUUAGUGUAAAAUAUAUUUAAUAAAAUGAUUAACACAUCAUUUUCUACUGAUCGAACGUUAGUUUUUUACAAAUUUAUUCGUUUUUCUUAUCUUAAAUCAUCCUCCGAUUCAAUAUGCCUUGAUUCUUUAAAUCAUAAUUCAAUUUAUCCCGAUUUAAAUCAACGGGAUUACUUUUUUAAUUCAGAUUCUUUUGUUAAUUCCUCCGAUUCUUUCAAUUCUGACUUUAUGUGUACACUCCUAUGCUCAAAAAACUCAGUUUCUCCUUUGGAUGUUUUACGACAUCUUUCAAUGUACUAUGGCUUUAAUCCCAAAUCGUUUCAGCAUUUCCGCGUUUUUGUGCUUGUUCCUCUUACUCAAUAUUUCCCUUCAUUACAUAAUCUGACCCACUUGGAUAAACUUUCAGCCUCAUCUCAUACUUCCAAGAAUAAUAAUUCUAAGGUUUCAGAUAAAUUCUCUAAUGAUGAUGGUAAAAAUAUAAACUUUGAUACUAUUACAUCACCUAAAGAUCCUAUAAAUGAUAAGUUAGUAUGGGUUUCCGCCAACUUAAACAAUUCUCUUUACACACUUAACGGUACUGUACACCUGAAGAUUUAUCUCCCCGACUUAAAUGCCCUAAAUUUAAUCAAACCAGUAGAUAUUAUCCAUGAUAGUAGUUUCAAUUUUGACUUUAAAAAAUCCUCUGAAACUAAUAAAAAUGAAACUAAAAUUAAAUCUUCAUAUGAAGAACAUAAGGAACCCGUUUCUUCAUUAGUUAGGGAAGAAAUUAUUCAAAAAGUUGGUAAAUGGUCACACACAGCUGAUGGGAAACUCAAGGAUAUUCGAACCCUGCUAUCAACCAUACAAAAUGUUUUAUGGGAAGAUGUGGAGUGUGAAUCUAUGCCUCUAAGUUUUUUAGUCUCGGAUAAGGACUCCAUUAAAUCAUACUACAAAAAAGCUUUAUUGGCAUGCCACCCCGAUAAGCAAAGAAAAAAGAACCAACAAAACAAACUACUCUCUGAAUUAGUUAUACAAACACUAAUUAAAUCGUGGAAUGAAUCCCCUUAAUGUAGUAUUUGCGGUU
Molecule: messenger RNA, 1083 nt
Organism: Theileria parva strain Muguga
Lineage: Eukaryota; Apicomplexa; Aconoidasida; Piroplasmida; Theileriidae
Exons: 4
Coding region: 48-1067 (339 amino acids)
Biological process (GO): clathrin coat disassembly; clathrin-dependent endocytosis
Cellular component (GO): intracellular membrane-bounded organelle; cytoplasm; vesicle
Molecular function (GO): clathrin binding
Source: RefSeq, a predicted model, not a curated record